This is a messenger RNA of Penicillium canescens, 2132 nucleotides long. RefSeq names its product putative sucrose transporter. The record is from RefSeq and is a predicted model, not a curated record. NCBI's taxonomy places the organism in Eukaryota, Fungi, Ascomycota, Eurotiomycetes, Eurotiales, Aspergillaceae. The transcript has 8 exons. Bases 406 to 2109 code for a protein of 567 amino acids. Gene Ontology annotation, molecular function: sucrose:proton symporter activity. Gene Ontology annotation, cellular component: membrane.
CUUCUUUCUCUUCUCAGCUUCUCUCAGCUGUAACAGCUACAGCCGUCGCACCUCCGAUCCUAACUUCCUCCCUAUCCGUGCCAACUCAUCCAUACAUAACCACACCCACACCCCUAAUCCCAAUCCCAGCGGUACCGCGCACGCCAAUUGCCGCCAUUUCAGCCCCCCGCGAUCAAGCCCCAUCCUCACGCGACACACCACAGAGGACGAAACGACGAAACGCUAUACCCUACACAGAAUACCCGGCCCAUACUUUAAUCCCCGGAUUCAACUCCGAAUAGCGCGUAUACUAUCCAGUUGACCAAUUCAUUGGCUACAUUCUCAUCCGCAUCCGCAUACGUACACUAUCACUUCCUUGGGUACAUGUGGAGGAGCUGAGCGCAUGCCAGCCCGUGGAUAAUCAGAAUGCCACAGACUGCGAGGUGGGCGGGGACGCCCUCUAUCAAGGGUCGGUCUGAGGCGACUCGGAUGGCUUUGUUGACGUUUAGUUUGGUUGGCUUGCAGUUUACUUGGGGUACUGAGAUGACCUAUUGUACGCCAUACCUUCUACAGCUUGGUUUGACCAAGUCCAAGACUUCGUUGGUGUGGAUUGCUGGCCCUCUAUCUGGGUUGAUUAUCCAGCCUCUUAUUGGUGUUAUUGCCGAUCGGUCACGGUCGAAAUGGGGUCGCCGGAGACCUUUCAUGGUCUUUGGAUCUUUUGUUGUGGCUUUUUGUCUGUUCGUCUUGGGGUGGACGGCGGAGAUUGUUGGGUUGUUCGUUAAGGAUCCUGAGAAGGCUAAGAAUGGCACAAUUGCCUUGGCUAUCAUCAGUAUCUAUGCGGUGGAUUUCUCCAUCAAUGUUGUCCAGGCGUGUUGUCGCAGUUUGAUAGUGGAUACGCUACCGAUUCCAUUGCAGCAAACCGGAUCCGCAUGGGCCGGGAGAAUGUGUGCCAUUGGCCAACUCUUUGCUUAUGUGGUGGGCUCCAUUGACACUGUCAGUAUAUUUGGCAGUCUACUUGGAGACACGCAGUUUAAGCAGAUGACCGUCAUCGCCGCUUUGUCAUUGGUGGGCGCCGUCGCUGUCACUUCUUAUUCGGUGAAAGAGCGUGUUCUUAUCUCAACGAGGGAUGGUGAUGGAAAGGCUGGCGCUUUCCAGGUCCUUUCCCAGUUGUUCAAGACAACCUUCGAACUGCCACCUCGUAUCCAAGCGAUUUGCUGGGCCCAAUUCUGGGCGUGGAUUGGCUGGUUCCCUUUCCUCUUCUACAGCACAACCUGGGUUGGCGAGACCUACUUCCGCUACGAAGUCCCCAAAGACGAUAUGGCCAAGGCAACCGAUAUGCUCGGCGAGGUCGGCCGUGUAGGCAGUCUGUCAUUGACUGUCUUCUCAUCCAUCACCUUCCUGAGCUCCGUCCUUUUGCCAUUCUGUAUCCAGCCGCCAGAUACUAAGCGGACACGAUUUACCCCACGACCUCCACCGGGCAUUGCAGCUGCUCUCAAAGCCGUGACUGCAUUCCGACCCGAUCUCCAAACAGCCUGGUUAAUCUCACAGAUCAUGUUUGCUGCAACAAUGAUCUUCGCUCCUGUGGCCCACUCCCGAGCAUUCGCAACGUUCCUGGUAGCUGUGUGCGGUAUUCCGUGGGCGAUUAGUGGCUGGGCUCCCUUCGCGUUUAUGGGCGUGGAGAUCAACAAACUGACAAUGGGCGGCGCAGCUGCAAUGCCGAACUCACACUCCGGCGUGACUAUGAUCACCUCAGCCAGUCUACGGGCCAACUCCGCUGCCGACACGGAGCUGGACGUGCUCAGACUAAACCACCGCGACUCAUUCGACAGCGAUACCGACGAGGAAGACCCAUCCUCCAACACCCCAUCAACAGGCGAGCUAGCUGGCAUCUACCUGGGCGUGCUCAACGUGUACACAACGCUCCCCCAGUUCGUCGGCACGAUGAUCAGUUGGGUCGUUUUCAGCAUCCUCGAACCUGGCCCCGAGCCCGCAACAGACAAUGCCUCCGAUACACAGUGGAUGAACCUAGACAAAGACAGGCCCAACGCCAUUGCCAUCUGCCUCUUCAUUGGCGCGAUCAGUGCACUGGUAGCCGCCGAGGCCACACGACGACUGCGGUACAUACUAUGAGCCAGCAGACCACUGUGGGGAGG